Molecule: messenger RNA, 792 nt
Organism: Penicillium diatomitis
Lineage: Eukaryota; Fungi; Ascomycota; Eurotiomycetes; Eurotiales; Aspergillaceae
Product: Rab family GTPase
Exons: 3
Coding region: 1-792 (263 amino acids)
Molecular function (GO): GTP binding; GTPase activity
Source: RefSeq, a predicted model, not a curated record
AUGUCUGAUACAGCAGGUGGUAAUGCGCCGAAGCCGAGUAGCAGCGUCAAGCUCGUUCUGCUUGGUGAAGCCGCAGUUGGAAAGUCUUCGCUUGUCCUGCGAUUUGUGAACAAUGAUUUUCAAGAAAAUAAGGAGCCAACAAUCGGCGCUGCUUUCCUGACACAGAAAUGCACCCUGCCUACGCGGACAAUCAAGUUCGAAAUCUGGGAUACUGCCGGUCAAGAGCGAUUUGCCUCGCUUGCACCAAUGUAUUAUCGUAAUGCCCAGGCGGCUCUCGUGGUCUACGACGUGACAAAGCCAUCAUCAUUGACGAAAGCGAAACACUGGGUUGCUGAAUUACAGCGCCAGGCUAGCCCUGGGAUUGUCAUCGCUCUCGUCGGCAACAAGCUGGACUUGACCAACGACGGAGGCGAGUCUGCAGGCGGCUCGCGCUCACCGCCCCUGGAACAUGGAUCCGGCGAGGAUGAAGAUGGAGAAGAAGAAGAAGCGAACGAUGUAGGCGGAGGAGAACUCCCCGACUCGGGUGACGCGCGGAAGGUCUCGACGCGGGAAGCAAGCUCUUACGCUGAGGAGGAAGGCCUCCUGUUCUUCGAGACUAGCGCAAAGCUCGGAACUAACGUCGUUGACGUGUUCACGGCUAUUGCUAAUGCCAUUCCAGAGAGCAGCCUCAAGACAGGUCGCGGAACCGCAGGUGCCGGUCAAACAUCUUUGGGCAAUAGAUCCGCCGAGGAUGCGAGAGUCAAUUUGGGGGAACGAAACGCCGCUACUGCCAAGGAAGGAUGCGCUUGCUAG